Messenger RNA from Protopolystoma xenopodis, 1032 nucleotides. The record is from the annotation of a GenBank genome assembly. Lineage: Eukaryota; Metazoa; Platyhelminthes; Monogenea; Polystomatidea; Polystomatidae.
CAAAAGAGCCAGCCUCUUGACUACCUUUCUGGCUCCGAUUCUCUGCGCUAUGACGCCAGACUGACGUCGCCUUCGCCGUUGUCGUCGUCGUCAAUGUUGCUGCCAUCCCCCUGCAGAGCGUUCACCGACCCUUCCACUCUGCUCCAUCCGGUCGGCUCGCCCAGUUCUGCUCAUCGCGGCUGCACAGUCAUUUGUCCCAGUUCGGCCGGCCUAUCGUCAACCAGGGCACUAGGCCGGUUUGGCGGAUGCUCCGCCUUCUCGCCCGUUGAACGUCGGCCGCCUCGUGGCGCGGUUGUCACCGACUCCAACUCCACUUGGCCGUUGCUACAGCGCCAUGUUGAGCUCGCCAGCUCUCAAUUGUCCAUCACUGGCCGCUCGGCCUCCUCCUCUCCGUCCUUUGACCACCACGAAACUGUCUGCUCCGACGUUUUGGACCGCGGUCACCUUCGCACUCAACUCCUCCCCUCGACGGUACACUUGUCUUGGGCGGGAAAAAGCUGUGAACAGACUGAAAAGGAGGCAGACUUGCUGGCAUGCGAAGGUGGACACGUCUAUUCUCCUCGCGCUGAUUCAGCAUUUUCACUUCCUCGCCUACUCACUGAUGCCGACCUAUCUUCACCGUCAACUCCACCAAGCUAUCCUGCACUCCAGUCGUCCAGACUCGAGCUCAUUUGCUCCCAUCAAGAUCACACUAUGCUGUGCCAGACUACACAGCUUGGCCUUUUGAUCUCACCUUCGCAUGCUCUGAACGCCUCCUCUUCCUCGUGCCAAAUGUCUUCUUCCUCCGCCUCGGCAGGUUCCGACAUCUCGUUUGCCAAUCUCGAGUUGAGCCGUUCGGAUUGUUCGUCGGAAAAGAGUUUGACCACAUCUGUACCACCAGAAGCUACAGCGUCUGGUCGUCUGGUCGAACCGCCAUCUGACACCACGUUCCAGGACACGAUAGACUGUGGACGGCAGGUCAAUAGGCCUCUUGCUGGCGCUUCAACAGGUAUUGGUACCCCACUUUUACAGUCGGGAGUAUGGAAUGGAUAA